AUGGAAUCAGAUCAGGGAAAGCUAUUUAUCGGCGGGAUUUCAUGGGACACCGACGAGAAUCUCCUGAGAGAGUACUUCACCAAUUACGGCGAGGUUUUGCAAGUGACCGUCAUGCGAGAGAAAGCUACAGGUCGUCCUCGAGGAUUCGGAUUCGUUUCCUUCUCCGAUCCCUCCGUCAUUGAUAGGGUUCUUCAAAACAAGCACCAUAUCGAUAAUAGAGAUGUUGAUGUGAAGAGAGCAAUGUCUAGAGAAGAGCAGAGCCCUGGUGGUAGUAGACCAGGUAGUUUUAGUGCGUCUAGGAGUUUUGAUAGUGGAGCUAACGUCAGGACUAAGAAGAUAUUCGUGGGAGGUUUGCCUCCUGCGUUAACAUCAGAUGAGUUUAGAGCUUACUUCGAGACUUACGGUCCUGUGAGUGAUGCGGUGAUUAUGAUUGACCAGACUACGCAACGGCCUAGAGGGUUUGGGUUUGUUUCAUUUGAUUCUGAAGAUUCUGUUGACCUUGUUUUGCACAAGAUUUUCCACGAUUUGAAUGGUAAACAAGUAGAAGUUAAAAGAGCUCUUCCUAAAGAUGCUAAUCCUGGAGUAGCCAGCGGUGGUGGUCGUGGUUUCCCGGGAUAUGGUGGUGGAGGUGGAUACGAGGGUCGUGUUGAUUCGAGUAGAUAUAUGCCGCCACAAAACGCUGGGAGUGGUUAUCCUCCUUAUGGUGGUUCUGGAUAUGGUACUACUGGUUAUGGUUAUGGCAGUAACGGUGUAGGUUAUGGGGGUUUUGGAGGGUAUGGGAAUCCAUCUGGUGCUGCGCCUUAUGGGAACCCUGGUGUCCCUGGAGCUGGGUUUGGAAGUGGUCCAAGAAGUUCUUGGGGAGGUCAAGCACCAUCAGGUUAUGGUAAUGUGGGUUAUGGAAAUGCUGCUGCUGGUGCUCCGUGGGGCGGUUCUGGUCCUGGUUCAGCAGUGAUGGGUCAAGCAGGUGCAUCUGCAGGUUAUGGGUAUGGUGCAAAUGAUUCUUCUUAUGGAGCUCCAUCUGGUUAUGGUGCAGUUGGUGGGCGGCCUAACAGCUAUGGCGGUGGCUAUCCUGAUGCUUUAGAUGGCUCUGGAGGAUAUGGGAGUCACCAAGGGAACGGGCAAGGUGGUUAUGGUGGAGGUUAUGGAAGUGGUAAUCAAGCUCUGCAACAGUGA
Messenger RNA from Eruca vesicaria subsp. sativa (arugula), 1173 nucleotides. NCBI's taxonomy places the organism in Eukaryota, Viridiplantae, Streptophyta, Magnoliopsida, Brassicales, Brassicaceae. The record is from the annotation of a GenBank genome assembly.